AUGGAAUAUCUGGAGGUGGCACUAUUCUCAUUGAUAGUCCCUUAUUAUGGUGUUGGGCGAGCACUACGUAUAAUCAAGCGCGGCGCAAUUUGGGUAGGGGAUCCACUCCAACAAGCAGCAAGAGCAGAAGCUCUUUGCGUUGUCGGGAAAAAUUGGCAAUUUAAAAAGCCAACCCGUGGAAUAGUGGUGAUGACAGCAGGUGAUGUGACCCAUGAGCGAGACGUUGAUCGUUUUAGCUUGAAAAAUCGCUCCCACUAUAGACUGUUCGUGCUAGAACAAACAUGCCGCAAGAUCAACUUGAGGACUGUUCACGGAAACCGUUGUUUGACGGAUGAGUACGCCCUUUAUGCACUUGGUCGAUAUCAAGUCGAAGAACUCUCCCUCGAGAAUGCACAAAAUUCCAAAGAGUUCAAGCUUGAACUUCCUUGCAAUCACAGUUUCGUCAAACCUGCGAUAUCCCUUGUUCAGAUUAUCUACUCCUCGAUAAGUCUUUACCAAAACAGUAAGACUCAGUUCAAUACUGCUGGCUUCGGUGCCUACACUUUUGUUGGAAUCCCGUUUAUCCUCAUGUCUUUACUCAACCUCCUGGCAGCUAUCUGCUCUCCAGAAUAUCCAUGUUAUUACUUGCUAGAAUCAGACCUCAUGGACGAAGCGAGAAAUAAGGGCUGUGAAUUCAAUGGCACAGUCGGUAAAAUCAAAAAACCUGUAUCAAAUCCUUCACGAAAAGGCUCAAGAACAUACGUCUCGCCAGAGCAGGCAGAAAGAGGCGGUUGGGAGUUCAAUAUAGUCAAUAAGUCCAAUAACCCAUUUUAUCGUCAGAUAGGGCUUGAAACGCUGGGAGCGUUACAACCUCGCCGGAAAUACACCAGGGAUACCGUGUUAGAAAUCAUCCGCCAAUUCCUAGACUUGGGGGACAGUACCUUCUCCGAGCGGGCUUGGCUUACGAUCUGGCUCCCGUUCAACUUUCUUCUGAUGCUUCUGGGCUCAUACUCCGUGAUUAGCCAUAAUGGGGUCAUCGUGAAUUAUGUGGCAGAUAAGGCGCCGGAGUGUUACGGCAAAACUUUCGACUCUUUCAAGCUCGCUUUCUCUGUAUUAGCAAUCUAUUUUAUCCUCGCAGGUCCAGCUAUCUGGGUUUUUUGGGUUACGGGGAAGUCGAUUAUGGAGCAUCAAAUUUGCGAAUCAAAGUAG
Morchella sextelata is the source of this 1188-nucleotide messenger RNA. RefSeq lists its product as uncharacterized. The coding region runs from base 1 to 1188 and encodes 395 amino acids. The transcript is spliced from 4 exons. NCBI's taxonomy places the organism in Eukaryota, Fungi, Ascomycota, Pezizomycetes, Pezizales, Morchellaceae. The record is from RefSeq and is a predicted model, not a curated record.